Neurospora hispaniola is the source of this 1133-nucleotide messenger RNA. RefSeq lists its product as uncharacterized. The coding region runs from base 485 to 1051 and encodes 188 amino acids. NCBI's taxonomy places the organism in Eukaryota, Fungi, Ascomycota, Sordariomycetes, Sordariales, Sordariaceae. The transcript has a single exon. The record is from RefSeq and is a predicted model, not a curated record.
ACCUUCAGCACAGCCCGACUGCCGCCCCCCUUCUUAAGACUUCUUUCACGCACCAUGUCAACCAUAUAUCUUAUCCCUUUCCCUCCACUCUCGCCUUUCCCAUCCUCGUUCCCAUCCUCUUCUCCCCUUACUCGUUCCUAUCCGGCCUUCCCCCCCCUAUUCACCUCCCUCCAGCCUGCCUUCCACUUAAGCAAGCACUUUACUAACUUCCUUCCACCAAACUACUUAGUCAACAACUCAACAAACUCCUACUCCUCCUCCCCCUCCUCCAACAGCACCAGCAGCAACUCUAUCAAUUACUCCGCUUACAAAGACACGUACGGCUCCGCCAACGGCAACACCCCGAUGGAUCGGUACAAGGAGCAGAGCCGCUAUGACGAAGGGUGGAACUCGCACCAUGUUACUAGCGGUGGGAGUGGUGGGGGUUAUGGAGGUGGGUAUGGGAAGAAGUAGGUACCUAGGUACCUAGUAAAUUGCAGGAUGGAUGAGUUGGAGGAAUGGAGGGGGAACUGGAACGGUUGAAGGGGGUGGUGAUAUAGCGCUGGUCUUAUUUGGUCCUGGUGCUAUGGAAACCGCGGGAGCAAGAGGCGGGCGUGCGGCUUUCAUGGUUGGUGAAGUGGAGGAAUGGAUGGAGAGAGGGAUGCUGGGAUUGAGAUGGAGGCCAAGGCUGAGGCUGGACCUCGCUUUGGGUGGGUACCUUACCCUUUAUGCCCUCUUUGGUCGAGUAUUAUGGGCAGGAGGCUCAUUGGCAUGGGCUGGGGAUCACGAUCUGGUCUGGUUUGGUAACAUGUUCCUUUGUUCGAUAGGAAGGUUUGGGAUGGCUUGGGUUUUGUGGAUUUCGGGUGUUGGUGGUGUUUAUGCUGUUUGGCCAUGGUUAUCGAUUAUCUCUCAUGCUUGUCGGACAGUUGGUUGCGUUGGUACUGUUUUUGGGCGUUUCAUUGGAUUCCAGGCCGGUUGCUCAGUCCUGUUUGUUAGGUUCCUCUUGUUCAAUUACGAUUAUUUCCUCUUUUCCACGGGCGAUAAGGUGUGUGCCGCAGGGCAAGUUACCUAGAGGUACCUAGCUUGGAGUUGUAAGCCGUGAGCGGAAACAAGGAAAAUGACUGGGAAAGCAAGCUUGUGAAGCCGGAAACAGG